Didymodactylos carnosus is the source of this 723-nucleotide messenger RNA. The record is from the annotation of a GenBank genome assembly. Lineage: Eukaryota; Metazoa; Rotifera; Eurotatoria; Philodinida; Philodinidae.
AAGCAGAAAAUCAACAUUUUCUAAACAGUCAGAAAAUCGCUGAGGAUUUUAUAAAAGUUGGAAAAUCCUUGGCGAUUUUCCAGAUCGAUUUUCUAUAAAGUAGAAAAUAAUUCCAAAUUACAGUGUACGGUACUUGAAGAAGCUGUAAAUAAGUAUCAUUAUCAAGUUGAAGAUUUGAAAUCUGAAUUAAAGAAAGUGAAUGAUAACAUUUUACUGUUACAAUGUCAAACGAAUGACUUAACACAGUAUAAUAAAAGAAAAGAUCUUAUACUAUAUGGUAUACCAUUUAAACAAAAUGAAAAUACGUAUGAUGUAGUAUUAGAAUUAGCUGCUAGUGUUGAAUUGCAAUUGAACAAACAUGAUUUUUAUGCUAUUCAUCGUUUACCAUUAUCUAAACGAGUACCUCAAAAGGAUGCUGUUAGCGCUUAUUUAUCCCUGAUCAGACCAGCAGUGCUUUGUCUCACUGAAACGUGGUUGGAUAACACUGUUGCUGAUAAUGAUAUAAGUUUUUUUGAAUAUCAUGUUCCUUGGCGUCUCGAUCGUAACCGUCAUGGAGGAGGUUGCGCAAUUUAUGUUCGGACAGACUUUCACUCAGUUAGACUUGUAGAAUUUGAAGAGGCUAUGUUUGAAAUUCAUGCGAUUCGUUUAACAUUAAUGAAUCAACAACAUGUAACAAUCUUAAAUAUUUAUCGUCGCAGAGCAGUAUAUCGCCUUUGUACUUAG